UAGGGGUGGGGCGGAGAGGACUCUGGACGCGGCCGAAAGAGUGCAGGAGUUGGCGAAGGAGGGUCCUCGGCUGUCAGCGUUGGGCGCGCGGACUGGCACGUCCGGGAGACACCGAAAUUGUCUUUAGAAACAUUUUCAAAAUAAGCCAGACGAAGAUUUUUAAAAUUGAUUUUUUUAAAAAAGGGACCGAAAGAUGGCUUGCUUUUUGGAGAAAUUAAAGCAAGUUGCUAUGUUAAGGAUAAGUAGGUUGAGAUUUCCAGGUUGAUCCUCUGUGACUUGGCUGACGGGAGAGUGGGUGACAGAUGGAAGGAUCGUUUCGGGCAUCAUCUUUGCUUGUUCUUAAGUCUGGAAAAAGAUCGGGGUCGUGAUCAGGAAAGCCAGACCUCCACUUUCCAGUGACAGAGGUUACGGAGGCGUUUUAGUGCGGAGGCGGGUCAGAUGAUAAUUGCUUCUAAUUGGCAUCCCCAGAAGCACCUUAAUUAUUUAUCUGCAGCUGUCACUCAAAGAGCAAAAUUCUUUCCACCUUUGGAAAACUAGUUUUCUUUCAAUAUUAUUAUUUUAAUAUGUACAAACUUUAGUCUGGAAUCAGCAGAAGCAAAGACACUUACAUGAAACGUUGUUUGCAAAGUAUCUUCUAAUCAUUAAAGUGUUGUGUCAUCUUAAAAAAUGAGAUCUGAAAAACAAAAGAUGUCAUGUGAAAGGUGACACCAGUUGAGAAGGGGUGGGAAUGAAGGGAACAGUUAAUUCAGAAAUAAGAUCCAGAAGUGAGAAGGUGAGGUAAUAAGAACCUGGUGUGUGCAACAUUUCUAAAAUGAAAGAGAAUAACAGGAACCUGGAGAAUUUGAGAACAUGAAGAAGCAGUAUCCAUGAAUUAUGAAGAGAAGCAGAUACAAGCUAGAAAGGAUUGUAAAAAUUAAAAGUGACAAGGCAAAGUACUAGCUCUGUGAUUAGAUCGAAUUCUCCAACAACGACAUCUCAGAUUAUGGCAAGAAAGAAAAGGAGAGGGAUAAUAGAGAAAAGGCGUCGAGAUCGGAUAAAUAACAGUUUAUCUGAGUUGAGACGACUGGUGCCAACCGCUUUUGAAAAACAAGGAUCUGCAAAGUUAGAAAAGGCCGAAAUAUUGCAAAUGACAGUGGAUCAUUUAAAAAUGCUCCAGGCAACCGGGGGUAAAGGCUACUUUGACGCACAUGCUCUCGCCAUGGACUUCAUGAGCAUUGGAUUCCGAGAGUGCUUAACAGAAGUGGCAAGGUACUUGAGCUCCGUGGAAGGCCUGGACUCCUCCGACCCACUGCGGGUGCGCCUGGUCUCUCAUCUCAGCACCUGUGCCUCGCAGCGAGAGGCGGCGGCAAUGACUUCCUCUCUGGCCCAUCACCACCACCCCCUGCAUCCGCACCACUGGGCGGCCGCAUUCCACCAUCUCCCGGCAGCCCUGUUCCAACCCAGUGGACUCCACACCUCCGAGUCCACGCCUUGUCGCCUCUCCACCGCUUCAGAAGUGCCUCCUGCCCACGGCUCCGCCCUCCUCACGGCCACGUUUGCCCACGCAGAUUCUGCCCUUCGGAUGCCAUCGACGGGCAGCGUGGCCCCCUGCGUGCCACCUCUUUCCACUUCUCUCUUGUCCCUGUCAGCCACUGUCCAUGCGGCCGCCGCCGCAGCCACGGCAGCUGCACACAGCUUCCCUCUGUCCUUCGCUGGGGCAUUCCCCAUGCUCCCCCCAAAUGCAGCUGCGGCAGUGGCAGCCGCGACCGCCAUCAGCCCCCCCUUGUCAGUAUCAGCCACGUCCAGCCCUCAGCAGACAAGCAGUGGAACAAACAAUAAACCUUACCGACCCUGGGGGACAGAAGUGGGAGCUUUUUAAGUUUUCACUGAACUUCUUGCAACAGUAACUGAAUGUCCUUAAUUUCAGAGUCAGCUCAAAACUUCUGCACCCUGAAAGUAGCCAUACAGAUUCUGCCUGCAGAUCCACAAAGGAACACUAAAGCUAAAUUUGAGACACAAACCUCACAUGUGGAAAUGUGGUAUUAUCUUUUUUCUCUUUUUUGACUUAAGGCAGUUUGGUAACUGACAUCAGCAACUUUCACACUCGUUUCCAUUUAGAAGUUUCCUGGAAAAUACAUGAACUAUAUUAUCCAGCAGUGCAUCAGGAUGCCUGAAUUGGGGAGGAAAAGUGCCCUGACUGAAUUCUCUUGAAGCUAGAUGGAAAACAAUAUUCAUGUUUCAUAAGUGCCUAAGCUAGUAAAGUUUUGUUUUGAACAUAAUAACAUUGCACAAAUAAAGAGUGUAGAGAUUAGAUUGAGAAAGGAAAGGGAGAGAAGUCUUGCAUUUGGCUGCAGACAUUUUAAUACAGUAUCAGAGAGGAGCACUCUGUUGAAACCAACAGGUUUUUAUUGGCCAAAAGAAUUGCUGAAAAUAAUUUUCAAGUUGAAAGACCUAGUUUUAUCUUAGUUUGCUUUCUUUGUACAGACUUGCCAAGUGGUGACAUUUAGCAAUGCAUUAGUAUAAGCAAUUAUUACAUCAGUGCUCAGAUUAACAAGCAUUUCUGCCCUGCCUGCAAACCCCCAGGCACUUUUUUUCAUGGCUCAAAAUAUGGUGCAUCUUUAUAUAAACCAUAUGUUUAUAGGGUGCACCUAGAAGCAGUUGCCUACUGUGUGCCCAUCAGCCACUCUUUGAUUCAUGCCAACUUGAAAACUCUCCAGUUUGUAAAAGUUCAGAUUAAUUUAUUCAGCUUCAUUUGGACUAUUUUUUUCAUACUUAUCGUCUUCAUUUCAUCCCGAUACCGCAUAAUAUCUAUUCUUGUCACCUUUUGGGGAGCAGUUGCAUUUCUGGAGGUGAUGAGACAGGGAAAGAAUAUUGGGAAGCGCAAAGCCACGAUUUUUAAAUGUUCUUUGUCAAGCUUGUGAUUGUGUUUGAUCCCAAAUCAAGAUGAAUGUAUGCAAAUGGGAUGUACAUAAAUUAUUUUUGUCCAUGCCUAGACUAGUGCUACAUAAUGGUGUUUUGGUUUUUUUUUUUGUUUUUAUUUCGUUUAUUGACAAAAUAAUCUCUUAAUACUUUGAAAUUAAGCACGUGAGAUUUUAUGUUUGAGAAAUAAAGACACAGCAUGUAUUAUGCACUUCAUUUCUCUGCUGUGUGGAGAAAGCAAUAAACAUUAUGAGAAUGUUAAACAUUAUGCAAAAUUAUACCUUAAAAUAUUUGUUUUAAAAUUACUGUACCUAGUCUCUUUUUUUUGCAUUACUUUGUAACCUUUUUCUAUGCAAAAGUCUACAUACCACUAAUUAAAUGAAGUCCUUUUUGA
Messenger RNA from Sus scrofa (pig), 3292 nucleotides. It is a transcript of the gene HEY2, whose product is annotated as hes related family bHLH transcription factor with YRPW motif 2. Gene Ontology annotation, molecular function: DNA binding; protein dimerization activity. NCBI's taxonomy places the organism in Eukaryota, Metazoa, Chordata, Mammalia, Artiodactyla, Suidae. The record is from RefSeq and is a predicted model, not a curated record. Gene Ontology annotation, biological process: regulation of DNA-templated transcription.